ACGAGUUGUAGUAAGACGAAGUCUGGUACAAUGGAUCAACUUUCCAUUACUUAUCUGAAAAUUAACAAAAAUUUUCUCGCGUCUAUUGGACUGUGGCCGCAUCAAUAUGGUUUCAUAAAAUACCUCCUACUUUGCAAUCUGCUCUUAUUCAUCGGUUCUCAGGGAUAUUUUCAGAUUGGCGGGAUGAUCGCUGCUUGGGAAAAUAAAAGCGUAUUCUUGGAGUCAAUACCCCCGGUCCUCGUAGAUUUCGUUUGUGGUACAAAGAUCAUAAAUUUUCUCAUAAACUCUGAAAAAAUGAAACACCUUUUGUUUACGCUAGAAGCAGACUGGGUUAGAUUCAAAGGCCGUGAUGAAAUAGAAGUAAUGAAGAAGUACGCGAUUCACGGUCGAAACUUUACCCUUUCAUAUACCGGGUGCAUGUAUGCAUCAAUGACUCCUUUCAUGGUAGUCCCGAUGGUACCGUUACUGUUGAACGCUCUAGAAAUCGGGAACAAAACUUACGCGAAACAAUUGAUGUUUCGAGUCGAUUAUCUCUUCGAUGCCGAAAAAUAUUAUUAUCCGUUGCUGAUCCACUCGUAUUUUGGUACGGUAGCCUACAUAACUCUCAUCAUCGCAAUCGACACAAUCCUGAUGGUAUUCGUGGUCCAUGCUUGCGGAUCUUUUGCGGUAUUGGGAUAUCAAUUGCAAAAUAUGAUGGAAGGUGUUGACAUCAAUGUCAAUGUUUAUCCACCCAGAGACAAUGACUCGUGUUAUUACACACUGUCUGAUUGCAUCGUUCAACAUAAUCACGCUUUAGAAUACUCAAAGCGUAUCGAAGAUGCGAAUUACAUAUCAUACUUUAUUCAACUGGGUAUAAUCAUGGUCUGCCUGAGUUUUACAGGAUUUCAGACUGUUAUGUACGCCAACUCCCCCGAAAUAGCCGCCAGAUACGUCGGAUUCACGAUGACCCAACUCGUCAUAUUAUUUCUCCAAAGUUAUCCCGGUCAGAUGUUGUACGAUCACAGCGUUCGGGUAUCCGAAUACGUACACAAUAGUAAUUGGUAUUUGACCUCGGUACGAUCAAGAAGACUCAUCUGCCUGAUGAUCAUGAGAAGCCGUAUACCCUGCGCACUGACUGCGGGUCGAUUUUAUAUCCUCAAUUUGGCAAACUUUAGUGCGGUCAUACGUACAUCUUUGUCAUACUUGACAGUUCUGACUUCCGUGAAAUAAGCGCAUCAACGACCGCUCCGCGGGGUAAAUGUGUCCUCGAUGGAUGAUCCGUCGAACAUUUAGGAAAUAGUGAGUCAAGACUUUAUAGGACAGCGGACACCCUUUGAUUUCUUGCUGCGCCUGUUAAACUUUUUUUCACUUCGAUUAUCGCAUCGAUCCAUACCAUAAUUGAGAAAAAUAUAUUGCCCAGUAAAUGUAUGU
Venturia canescens is the source of this 1410-nucleotide messenger RNA. RefSeq names its product odorant receptor 67c-like. The coding region runs from base 31 to 1209 and encodes 392 amino acids. Gene Ontology annotation, cellular component: plasma membrane. NCBI's taxonomy places the organism in Eukaryota, Metazoa, Arthropoda, Insecta, Hymenoptera, Ichneumonidae. The transcript is spliced from 9 exons. The record is from RefSeq and is a predicted model, not a curated record. Gene Ontology annotation, biological process: detection of chemical stimulus involved in sensory perception of smell; sensory perception of smell. Gene Ontology annotation, molecular function: odorant binding; olfactory receptor activity.